CAAAAAAAUACAAAUAAUUCAGAGAAUAAAUACGAAGAAACUUUGAACUGCUCGAAGCUCAACAAAAGACGAGAAAGAUUAGAAGGAGAAGACGAAAAAUCGAACCUUCUCCAAAAGAGAGAAAUAAAGAAGGAGACGCCGCCAAGUUUGUACAAUGGAGCCUCCUCCAGAAAGAUCGAAACGUCUCCAUAACUUCACCUUACCUUAUCUCCGCUGGGGUCAACAGAGAUACCUCAGAUGCGUCAAUCUACCAUCACAUUCCCACCAACCAUCUCCUCAUUCUCAUUCUCCAGAUCACGCGACAACCCACAGAUCCAUCCCCAUCGCGGGAGCCGUGGCGACGUCUCGGCCUUGGAAUCUGAGGACGAGGGGAGCUGCGUGUAGUGAACACGGUGACGAAUCGCCGGCGAAGAAGAGAGGUGUCGAUGAAGAAAGGGGUAAGGAUGAGAAACUGAAAUUCUCGGUUUCGUUGUUGAAAGCAGAGAUUGAAGAGGAUUUCUCGAUUAUAAUUGGGAAAAGACCUCCGAGGAGACCUAAGAAGAGACCACGAAUUGUUCAGAAGAAACUCAAUACGAUUUUUCCAGGAUUGUGGUUAUCAGAAGAAGUAACAAUAGAUUCAUAUAAUGUCCCUGAAGCUGUUGAAACGUGACAAAGGUGUUUGACAUUCUCAAGUUUAUAUUAUCAGUUUAUUCAUAAUGUUACGUUUAGAGGAUUGUAUUAGUACUGGCUAAGAUUUAUGCGCAAGACUUCUUAACAUAGAUAACUUCUUGUAUGUUUUUCAUGGCUCGGUCCCUCCAUUUUCAAGAACGGAAAACUGCG
Messenger RNA from Eruca vesicaria subsp. sativa (arugula), 819 nucleotides. The record is from the annotation of a GenBank genome assembly. Lineage: Eukaryota; Viridiplantae; Streptophyta; Magnoliopsida; Brassicales; Brassicaceae.